Molecule: messenger RNA, 1022 nt
Organism: Mangifera indica (mango)
Lineage: Eukaryota; Viridiplantae; Streptophyta; Magnoliopsida; Sapindales; Anacardiaceae
Product: LOB domain-containing protein 41-like
Exons: 2
Coding region: 99-755 (218 amino acids)
Biological process (GO): regulation of gene expression
Source: RefSeq, a predicted model, not a curated record
UUAUCUCUCAUAAUAAUUUUCUCUUACUCUUCCCUUCAAUUUCUCCCCAAAUUUCCCUCCCUUUCCUCCUUUCCAAACAACAUCAAACCUCAGUAACCAUGCGUAUCAGCUGCAACGGCUGCCGUGUCCUCCGCAAAGGCUGCUCCGACGACUGCACCAUCCGACCUUGCCUCCAAUGGAUCCGAAACCCCCAGUCGCAAGCCAAUGCCACCCUCUUUCUAGCCAAAUUCUACGGCCGCGCGGGCCUUGUCAACCUAAUCGACGCCGGACCCGCUCAUCUCCGUCCUGCAAUAUUUAAAUCUUUGUUAUUCGAGGCGUGCGGGCGGAUUGUAAACCCGAUUCAUGGAUCCCUCGGGUUGAUGUGUUCCGGGAGCUGGCAGCUCUGUCAAGCCGCUGUUGAAGCCGUUCUCAAGGGCAAGCCGAUCACUUCAAUUUCCUCCGACUCUGAAUCAGCUUUUCGAGCUUGUGAUAUUCGCCACGUGUCCAAGGAUAAUGGAUCUGAUAAGCUCCACAAAGUUAAGUCUCGGACGCGGUGUAAGCGAUCGGGUCCUAAGCCGAAUCCGAGUAAGUUAUUACCCGAGGGCUUUUUAGGUGAGUUUUGUGAGUCAAAGAGUCAUGAAUCGGAGGUGAGUCAGCAUCGGAGUAACGGAAGUGAUAACGGAGAAGGUGACAGCGUGUCAGUUGAGACGGUGGAGGCUAAGCCAGUUAAGUCUGACGGGAGUGACGUGGAGCUGGACUUGACUUUGUGUUUAUAAAAGUUGGUGCCGUGAUUAAUCUGGUGUGGCCAAGUCCAUGGUGGAAAUAGUUUUGACGUCUUAGAUUAAAGGAAAAGCAUCAUAGUAGUGAUCAUCGUUGUUUUUGUUCUUGAUCAAAUAUGGUUAUUAUAGGCUGUAUACAAAGACGCCAUAGAAAAUUAUAAAUAUGGCAUUCUUUUUUUUUUUUUCUAUUUUGUAUUUUUACUUAUAAAUAGGAAUAUAAAAUUAUGUAAAAUACAUUUAAAUAAAUAAUAAAAUUAUAUAUUA